AACCAGGCUGGGGCUUCCUGUUUGGGUUGCAAGCGGAAAUGCAACCUAGGAGCCUCUGAGAGCUCUUCCUCUGUGCACAUUUCUAAUAAUUCACCACUAAAUAAACGCACAGGCGACUGAAGAUGUCGGAAACCGGGAACCGACUACGGAAGCUGCUCGAAUCGCCGAACUUCGACCCGCAGAACUACGUGAAGCAGCUGUCCCAGCAGUCCGAUGGCGACCGAGAUCUGCAGGAGCACCGUCAGAAGAUCCAGAACCUGGCCGACGAGACGGCUCAGAACCUGAAGAAGAACGUCUACAAGAACUACCGACAGUUCAUCGAGACGGCCAAAGAGAUCUCCUACCUGGAGAGCGAGAUGUACCAGCUGAGUCACAUCCUCACCGAGCAGAAGAGCAUCAUGGAGAGCAUCACGCAGGCCCUGCUGUCCACCGACAAGGAUGAGACCUCCAAGGAGAUGCAGGCUGCUUUCCCCAAGGAAACCGAGGAGGUGAAGCAGAGGACGCUCACCUCCCUGCUGGAGAAAGUGGAGGGCGGUAAGAACAUCAUGGACACCCCGGGGAGGCAUCUGGUCUACAACGGGGACCUGGUGGAGUUCGAUGUGGACAACAUGUCUCCCAUCCAGAAGGUGCACGCUUUCCUGAUGAACGACUGUCUGUUGAUCGCCACCUGGCUGCCGAACCGCAGGGGAACCGUGAAGUACAAAUACAACGCGCUGUACGACCUGGAGAGCUUCGCCGUGGUCAACGUGAAGGACAACCCUCCCAUGAAGGACAUGUUCAAGAUCCUCAUGUUCCCGGACAGCCGCAUCUUCCAGGCGGAGAACAGCAAGAUCAAGAAGGAGUGGCUGGAGAUCCUGGACGAGACCAAGAAGAACAAAGUCACCAAGGACCGGCACAAAAAGGAGGAGGAGGUCCCCACGUCUCCCGUCAGGGUCGAGGUGUCCACCAACCCUUUCGACGUGGAGGACGACGAGCCCGCGGACGCCGAGGAGAACGUGGACCUCAGCCUCGAGUGGAUCCAGGAGCUGCCGGAGGACCUGGACGUCUGCAUCGCCCAGAGAGACUUCGAGGGCGCCGUGGACCUGCUGGACAAGCUCAACGGGUAUCUGAAGGACCAGCCGGUCACCCAGAGGGUCAAAGAGCUGCGGCUGAAGGUGGACGAGCGCGUGCGGCAGCUGACGGAGGUCCUGGUGUUCGAGUUGUCUCCGGAUCGGUCGCUGCGUGGUGGACCUAAAGCGACCAGGCGGGCCGUGUCCCAGCUCAUCAGACUAGGUCAGUCCACCAAAGCCUGCGACCUGUUCCUGAAGAACCGUGCGGCGGCGGUGCAGACGGCCAUACGCCAGCUUCGGAUCGAAGGCGCCACGCUGCUCUACAUCCACAAACUCUGCAACAUCUUCUUCACCAGCCUGCUGGAGACGGCCAAAGAGUUCGAGAUGGACUUUGCCGGGAACACGGGCUGCUACUCCGCCUUCGUGGUCUGGUCCCGAUCGGCCAUGAGGAUGUUUGUGGACGCCUUCAGCAAGCAGGUGUUUGACAGUAAGGAGAGCCUGUCGACGGCAGCGGAGUGCGUUAAAGUGGCGAAGGAGCACUGUCAGCAGCUGACGGAGAUCGGCCUGGACCUGACCUUCACCCUGCAGUCGCUGCUGGUCAAAGACAUCAAGGCGGCCCUGCUGAGCUACAAGGACAUUAUCAUGGAAGCCACCAAGCACCGAAACUCAGAGGAGAUGUGGAGGAGGAUGAACCUCAUGACCCCCGAAGCUCUGACUAAACUCAAGGACGAGAUGCGGAGCUGUGGCGUUGGCACCUUCGAGCAGUACACCGGCGACGACUGCUGGGUGAACCUGAGCUACACCGUCGUGGCCUUCACCAAGCAGAUGAUGAGCUUCCUGGAGGAGGGCCUGAAGCUCUACUUCCCCGAGCUGCACAUGGUGCUGCUGGAGAGCCUGCGGGAGAUCAUCCUGGUGGCCGUGCAGCACGUGGACUACAGCCUCCGCUGCGAGCAGGACCCGGAGAAGAAGGCCUUCAUCGUGCAGAACGCCUCCUUCCUCCACGACACCGUGCUGCCGGUGGUGGAGCGGAGGUUCGAGGAGGGCGUGGGAAAGCCGGCCAAACAGCUGCAGGACCUGAGGAAGAGCACCAGGCCGGUUCGAAUCAACCCCGAGAGCACCACGUCUGUCGUCUGAGACUAAAAGGAUGGACACUUAAACGCUCUUUUACUGACGUUGUAGAAAUAACUGCCUGAUAUUGGUUGUUUUAAAGGACACGAAACGACAGGACUCUCUCAAAAACACCUGCAGAUAUUGGCCAAUAUUAAUGAGGAAGGAUCUGACGUUAGUACUGCUUUCACAAAUCCUUGUUCCUGCACUCAAUAUUUGUUUUUGAGCAACAAACAUCUUCCUGUUUUCAUGUCAGGUCGCAGUGAUAAGUGAACCAAGAGGCAUGCAGCUCCUUAAAGUUGUGUAAUAGUGCAGCGAAUACAUUAAGAAACAUGUAUUUGUUGCACUAUUACAGACGUAUAUGAGACAGUAGAUACGUUUGUUUAUUUUCGGAUCCGAAUUGUUCUGUGCGGUUUUGUGCACACGUGUGUUUUCCGAAAUGUAAUCACGCAUUUUAUUACAGACAAUAAUCUGAUGUUAAUGGAAAACUAAUGUUUAUGCUGUUGGAAAGUUUGGAAGCAGUAUGGUUGUGACGCUACUGGACCAUUAUUAGACACUAAUAGUAUUCUAGCACACUAGGACUGAUUUAAAAGGGACUGAAAGCCAAACGCACUGGUUAAUGUUCACUGUUUAACACAAACACAUGAAAUUUAAUAAAGAUCAUGAUGCACGAGCGCA
Dicentrarchus labrax (European seabass) is the source of this 2834-nucleotide messenger RNA. RefSeq names its product exocyst complex component 8 (gene exoc8). Gene Ontology annotation, cellular component: exocyst. The coding region runs from base 123 to 2183 and encodes 686 amino acids. The record is from RefSeq and is a predicted model, not a curated record. The transcript is spliced from 4 exons. Gene Ontology annotation, biological process: Golgi to plasma membrane transport; intracellular protein localization; exocytosis. Lineage: Eukaryota; Metazoa; Chordata; Actinopteri; Moronidae.